AUGUGCUCAUCAAUCCAGAAUUGUACUUUGAAUGAUGCACAAGUUUAUUCAUUGACAAAAGAAUUUAAUAUUUUACCAUCAUCGUCAUUGACUGCCUAUGAUUGGUCAAUUGAUGGUUGUUAUUAUUUACAUGGUAUUCAAACAGUUCGAGCUAAUCUUUUGUUAACUGAUGUUGAUUAUAAUCAAGCAAUUGAUCUUUGUCGACAACAUUGUCAAAUAAAACCAGCAGUGGAGUUAUAUAAGCUUUUUUCAUAUUUUAUUUCACGUAAAAAAUCAUGUUAUUGUCUACCAGUUUUUUUAGGACGAAAUAUAACAAGAAUAGGUCUUCGAAAACCACUCAUGCAUUGUUCAUUUCUUCCAUAUAUAUACAAUGCGUAUCUUAUAUCAUCAACUAGUCCGUCGAAUAAUUAUGAGAACUUAUUUUGUGAAAUAAAUUCAGAUACUGUAAUUAAAAUUGAUGUUCAACUUUAUUGUUCAUCAACUAAUACAGUAUCGUUUAUGUACGAUCGUUUUCUUCAUAUGUGUUUCAAAGUAGUAUCACUAGAUACACGAAAUACCUAUUCAACAUACGCUGAUCAAGCUUGUUCACCUAUCCAAAUAAACACACGUGAACAAUGGAAUUAUUUGGUCACAUCUUCUUUUUUAUCGCAAACACCUACAUACAUUUGGAUCUUACCUAAUUCAACUUAUAUAUUCGAUGAUCUAUUCAAAUUACAAAAUACAUAUCAAACAAAUGUGACUUUAACAUCAAGCGAUCUUUGCAUUGUUGUUGUUGUUAGCCAGACAAGUUCAAACAAACUGACAUCUGUAGAUCUUCUUCCAUGUACCAGAGCUGGUUUGUCUAGUAAUGUACUGUGUGCACAAAAAGCAUUUGAAAUAACCGUUGAAAAUCAAGAUGAGUUUACAAUGACGUAUGUAUAUGAUUUUAUUCGAAAAAUACCCGAACAUUCAAUCAGAUAA
Messenger RNA from Didymodactylos carnosus, 960 nucleotides. The record is from the annotation of a GenBank genome assembly. NCBI's taxonomy places the organism in Eukaryota, Metazoa, Rotifera, Eurotatoria, Philodinida, Philodinidae.